Molecule: messenger RNA, 408 nt
Organism: Hibiscus syriacus
Lineage: Eukaryota; Viridiplantae; Streptophyta; Magnoliopsida; Malvales; Malvaceae
Product: increased DNA methylation 3-like
Exons: 3
Coding region: 1-408 (135 amino acids)
Cellular component (GO): nucleus
Source: RefSeq, a predicted model, not a curated record
AUGGUUGCUGCUACGCUUUCAGGCGGAGGACACCAUUGGAACAUAUCCAAGCUCCUGCUGUGCUUUCAGGAACGAGAAAGGAAUAUUCUUGACGUUGGUGUCAGUCAAAAUGCCUUCCUUUUCCGAGUUGCAUUGCCAAGUAUGAGGAUUGAUCAAAGUAAGUUAAAAUGUGAGAUCCAACGCGAUGGACAGGGUAUUGUAACUCAAGGCACCGAAGUGCUAUGGGGAUUAUCGAGAAAAUGUGAGACGAGAAACGAGACAUUCUGCUCACCAGGGCCAUUCACCAUUUCCUUUACUCUGCCUGGAGCAGUUGAUCCACGAUUGUUUUCUCCAACCUUCCGUCCUGAUGGCAUUCUGGAAGUGGAGGUCUUGAGAAACAGUAGGCCAAAUGAUCCAGCUGAUGCCUAG